GUCAUCUAAAAUAUUUCACAAAUCCACACUGUUCGGUCUAGAUAUUAAGAAUUUACUCCUUUAUUAAGGUAAUUUUUUACCAGAACGACUCGCGUGCCGAAGAUUGGAUCCAACUGUUAUAUGAUAUGUUUGCCUGCCAUACAGUCAAGUAGGCCGUCUUUUGUUUACGGAUGUGGCUUUCCCUCAGCGUGUAUGCGGGAAGAGUAAUGUUUCAUCUGACCUGUUGGGGGCAGCAGUGUGUACACUGUACACCUACCGAAAGAAGAGGAGGAGGAAGAAGAAGAUGGUCGCAUGAUGGCGGUCGAUUUGACUCCUCGGUUUCGAAGGUUGAACAGCCAAGCAAGAUAUUUCAGAGAAAAUACACCCCAUGAUUUCUCCAGGCCUUUCGGGGCCACUCAGCUGUGGCAAAACAUCAUCCGCGCCCUGCGGACUCAGGUGGAGGUGCGGCGCCACAGGAAGCACCUCCGCGUUCACGCCGAGUGCUUCAGCGGCUCGGACGCCGUGGACACGGUCCUCAGCUACUUGAUGCAGAACGUCGUGUUCAGCACGAGCGAGGUGUCUCGCCUCAAAGCCGCUCGCCUCUGCCAGGCUCUGAUGGAGGCCAAGGUGUUCGAGCCUGUGGGCACGAAGCUGUUCUGCAGAGACAAGGAGGCGGCCUUCGAGGACAGCGGCGGCAGCCUUUACCGCUUUCUGGAAGAGAAGACCAUAAACGGCGCGGGCGUGAAGGAGGACAGCAGCGAUGCAGAAAACAUGCUGCUGGAAGAGCACGAGCCAAAGAGGAAGAAGCUCUCAAGGCUUAAUGAAAUCAGGACCAUCUCCAACCCUCUGGCUGUGGAGCCAUCAGACAGGAGAGUGGAACGGCUUUUCAGGACCAUCAACCUGCAAACCUCCUUUUCUCCGGUGCGGAACGUAGCGUCCACGGCUUCUAGCUUCCUGUCCAAAGCUGUGGUGGAUGAGGUUUGGAAGCAGCAGACACUGCUGCAGCUGCUGCUGAUCAUAGAGCUGCCGCUGCUGGACUGCGUACUCGCCUCUCCUGAAAGGGUUCGGCCCAGAGCCUGCAGGGCUCCGCUGGCCAACUACGACCUGAUCAUCUCCAACACCUGCCUGGACAGAGACCUGCCUGACGCGCUCAGCCUGCUGCAACUGGAUUCAUGGCUGUCAGCGGCCGCAGACUGCCUGGAGCUGUUUCCAGACCAGCUGAUCGUGGUCACAGGGGAGCAUCUCAGCCAACAUAACGGGAGCGAUGCAGAGCAGACGGCCAACCAGAAGAGACUGCUGUUUGACACUAUUUCCAAGUACUACAACGCCCAGGAGAAAACGGCGCUGAUUUCAAGACGCUACCUGGAUGUACACGUGGCUGUUCUAAAUUUACUGGAUGCCGGGAAGACGCAGGAUGCCAUCAGAGCGUCUCAGCUGUGUUUGCGGCUGCUGGAGACGAGCGCGAGGGAUGAACUGAGGAGACUGCUGGCCUUCAUGGCUGAGGCGGCUCAGCCGGGCGCCUGCCGGCUGCAGAAGCAGGUGGAUAACAGGAGUUUGGUCUGCCGCACGUUUCAGAGAGCUCUUGUCCAGAGUCACGAACUCACUCGGCCCCAGAGCGAAACUCUGGUACUGUUUCUCAUGGACCAUCAUGCUGAACUCUUUAAGACUCCCGCGACCCUUAUUGAAGCGGUAAGAAGAACAUUAAGGACUUUGCAGCAGGGGAAGGACCCUGACUCGGUUGCUACCUUCACUUUCUGCCAGCGUGUAACCCCGCAGGAGUACGAAGAUCAGCGGGAGGCCACCACUCUGGAAAGCCUCAGACAGCUCCUCCGAGACAUUUCAGCCAACAAGAGGAUGGCUGCCAAGGAGAAGAGGAAGCUACUCAAGGAGUUUGAAAAACAUCACCCCGUGGUCUUCCUCCAGCAUUUGUCUAGCUCUUUCUAAAACCUAGCACUGGUGUGAGGUCCAAUAGCAAUAACAUGAAUGCAAACAUCUGAUGUCUGGUGUAAAGAAAGGAAAAUAUUCUCAGCUAAACCUAAGAAGAAGUUAAUUAUAAAUAUUUAAAAUUUAAAUUGGCUUUUAUGGUUGUGAUUUGGCUUUUAUUUUGUAGUUAUGCUAAUGAUGGUGAAAUGGACAUGGUUAGGACCUUCUGUUAAAAUAAAAACCCCAGAUUCUUACCGUGCACCUCUGUACGGUGCACUUUUAUAAAGCAUUUAUAUUUUCACAUAUAUGUUGAGAAAGAACAUUUCUGUUGGGGAUCUUGUGGUUUUGCAUCAAAAGGAGGAAGAAUAGGACUGCACACGUCAAUGAAGUUUGUGGUAUUAUUUUUUUGUUUAAGAAUUUUACAUUAAUUUUAAAUGAAAUGAAAGGGUAGAUCAAUGUGUUAGAAGGAUUGUGACUCAGGGUAACAUUUCAAAUUCUAACUAUAGGACAUUUAGUACUACUAGCUCAAAUGUUUGUAAGUUAUAAUUUCAAACACUACUUGAACUGAUAGAAAAUGUAAUGUGUGUUAUGACUUGGUUAUAAUUGUAGGCUACUAAUUUAACUUCUGGUGAGAUGUGACAAUUGAGUUGUCAUUUGCCAACACUAAAAUCAGAACAGAAUGCACUUUACGAUGUUGAAGCAUGUACCAGUACAUGUAAUAAAAGCUGUUCUCUCAAA
This is a messenger RNA of Fundulus heteroclitus (mummichog), 2640 nucleotides long. RefSeq names its product DEP domain containing 4 (gene depdc4). Gene Ontology annotation, biological process: intracellular signal transduction. NCBI's taxonomy places the organism in Eukaryota, Metazoa, Chordata, Actinopteri, Cyprinodontiformes, Fundulidae. Bases 292 to 1923 code for a protein of 543 amino acids. The record is from RefSeq and is a predicted model, not a curated record. The transcript is spliced from 9 exons.